AUUAAUGAACAACGCGGUAUUUGGCAAAACAAUGGAAAAUGUACGGAAUCAUGUCGACGUUAAACUUCUAACAAAGUGGGAUGGUCGUUACGGUGCGGAGGCGAUGAUUUCGAAACCAAAUUUUCAUAGUCGCAGCAUCUUUUCAGAAAAUUUAAUCGCCGUGGAAUUGCGAAAAUUCGAAGUGAAAUUCAACAAGCCAAUCUACGUGUGUAUGUGAAUCCUCGACAUAUCCAAGAUCUGCUUGUAUGAAUUUCACCAUGAAUAUAUGUUACCGAUGUAUCGCGAGCAAUGUAAAAUCAUGUAUACGGAUACCGACAGUCUCAUAUACCACAUCAAGUGCGAGGAUGUAUAUGAGACGAUGAAACGCGAUAUACAUAUACGAUUCGACACGAGCGCUUAUCCUGUAGAUAACGCAUACGGUAUACCGCUAGUAAAUAAGAAAGUCCCCGGUCUAAUGAAAGACGAGAAUAAUGGUGCGAUAAAGACGGAAUUCGUCGGACUCAGAGCGAAAAUGUACGCGUUGCGAGUCGAUGGUAAGAAAGAUACGAAGAAAGCUAAAGGUGUCAAAAGCAACGUGGUAGCGCGAACGAUAACAUUCGACGAUUACACGCAUUGUCUGCGAGACGAGAUAGAAAUGACUCGCCGACAAACUUGUAUAAGAUCGAAACUGCAUGAGGUGUACACUAUAGCCGAGACGAAAAUCGCUCUGAGUCCGUACGACGACAAACGAUACAUCAUGCCCGAUUCUACAGAAACGCUGCCAUGGGGACAUUACCGAAUACCUUUAUAAUAUAUUCACAGUAUUAUUGUACAUUAUGGGAUAGUAAUAAGUCUAUUCACAUGUAAAAUAAAUGAUGAACGCGUCUUCUUUGACUUAAACACAUUGAUUAUUGUGAAGACUGUAAUUAGUAUAAAAUAAAUGACACAACUAUAUAUGUAUAUAUGUAUAUAUGU
Molecule: messenger RNA, 954 nt
Organism: Vollenhovia emeryi
Lineage: Eukaryota; Metazoa; Arthropoda; Insecta; Hymenoptera; Formicidae
Exons: 1
Coding region: 266-790 (174 amino acids)
Source: RefSeq, a predicted model, not a curated record